AUGCACGAUAACAAUAAAUAUGCUGUAUAUGCUAAAGACGUCGAAAGAUUUCUUGGCCAGAUUCAAAUUUUGAAAAAGAUAUGCAUGAAUGUGGAAAGAGGACAAAUAUAUGGAUUGUUGGGCCCAAGUGGAUGUGGCAAAACUACUUUACUUAACAGUAUUGUAGGUCGUAAAAAAAUCGAUGGUGGUGAAAUAUUGGUGUUGGGCAAGCAACCAGGUGAUUUUAUUGCCCAAGGUGUGGGAAGAAAGAUAGGAUUCAUGCCACAGGAAAUUGCAUUGGUUGGGGAAUUCACGGUGAGAGAUGCAAUAUAUUACUUUGGUCGGAUAUACGAUAUGAAAGAGAGUUUGAUUCAAUCAAGAUAUGAGGAACUUAAAAGAAUGCUUGACCUGCCACCCUCCAACAGAUAUUUGAAAAAAUGCAGUGGUGGUCAGCAAAGGAGGGUGUCUUUAGCUGUUACACUUGUCCACAAUCCAGAACUGUUGAUUCUGGAUGAACCUACUGUAGGCAUAGAUCCACUGUUAAGAGAAAGAAUAUGGAACCAACUACUCCAGUUAACAAGGAUCGACAAUGUUGCAGUCAUAAUUACAACACACUACAUAGAAGAAUGCAGGCAAGCCGAUAAAAUAGCUUUGAUUACUGAAGGAAAACUGUUAGCAGAAACAUCCCCAGAUCAAUUGCUGACUCUUUGCCACGCAGCUACUCUAGAAGAAGCAUUUUUGAGCUUAUGCCACAAGCAAAAAUAUGGUGAACCUAUUGAUUUCGUGCAAAGAAACGAAUCGAACGGCGAUUUAUUAACUACCAAUACAGCAUUGAACGAAAGUGUGGACACUCCGAAAUUCACCGAAAAAACUAUUUCGGCAAAUUUGUUGACAAGUGGUUUGAAAACAAUAGCUAAUUCGAUUAGCACGAAAAGAAUGAAAGCAUUAUUAGACAAAAACUGGAAGCAACUCUACAGGAACUACAUGUCUCUCAUUUUCGUACUGUUAUUACCGAUUGGCCAAAAGUUCAUCUUCAUGAAUUCAAUGGGAAGAGAAGUAAUUGACAUUCCACUAGGAAUAGUAAAUGAUGAAACAAAGACGUCUGAAUGUUUCAACCAUUCAUCUGGAUCGAUCAUUCCAAGAGGAAAUUUCACUGAAUGUCACCUCAGCAAUAUGAGUUGUCGAUUCCUGGACUACUUGGAAGAUAGAAUGAUAAGAAAGGACUACUACACAUCUAUUGAAGAAGCUUAUAAUGAUGCCAUGAGUGGAAAAAUUUACGGAAUAGUUUAUCUGUCCCAAAAUUAUACGAGCUCGCUAGAAGAAAGAUUAUCGAUGAAUUUCUUGGAUGUUAUCCCACUUAUAACAGUUGACAGUCGAAUAAAAGUUUGGUUGGAUAUGUCAAAUAUGGAAAUAGGAACGAUGCUGCAACAAAAAAUAUUCAGCAAGUAUUUGGAAUACCAGGAAUCCCUGUAUAAAGAUUGUAAAUUUGCUCCUGGUUCAGGAGAUUUGCCCAUACGCAUUGAUACCAUUUAUGGAGAAAUUACCGAUGAGUACCUGGUGUACAUGGUACCUGGAGGACUGAUAACAAUGAUAUUCUUCAUCUGUGCCUCCAUGACUUCCCAAAUCAUGGUAUCUGAGAAACACGAAGGAAUUUGGGAUAGAUCCAUAAUUGCGGGUGUGAAAACUAUAGAAAUAAUUAUUACCCAUUUCAUUAUUCAAGGAUCUUUAGCGAUUAUACAAACUAUUGGGAUGUUGGCUAUUGUCUAUGGUUUUUACCAACAUAAUUACAUAGGUAACAUGUGGCUGAUGUUUUUCAUCAUGUAUGUGGACGGAAUUUGUGGAAUGUCUUUUGGUUUUUUUGUUUCUGUUAUAAGCAGCAACCAAACUAUGGCUAACAUUACUGUUACUGGAGUUUACCUUCCUAUGAUGCUUCUAUGUGGUUUGGUAUGGCCAAUAGAAGGGAUGCCUUUAGGACUUCAAUACUUUUCAAAAUGUCUUCCUUUCACAUUAGCUAUCGAAUCGUUCAGAAAUGUUGCCAAAAAGGCAUGGUAUUUGGACAAUUUACAAGUGCUGCAUGGGAUUGGAGUAGCUGUUUUAUGGACAUUUAUAUUUGGCAUUUUCAGCCUAAUUGUGAUCAAAAAGCAAAGAUGA
Phaedon cochleariae (mustard beetle) is the source of this 2130-nucleotide messenger RNA. The record is from the annotation of a GenBank genome assembly. NCBI's taxonomy places the organism in Eukaryota, Metazoa, Arthropoda, Insecta, Coleoptera, Chrysomelidae.